Ilex paraguariensis (yerba mate) is the source of this 2233-nucleotide messenger RNA. NCBI's taxonomy places the organism in Eukaryota, Viridiplantae, Streptophyta, Magnoliopsida, Aquifoliales, Aquifoliaceae. The record is from the annotation of a GenBank genome assembly.
GCCUGAAACACAGAGCGAUGCCCAGUGAUCGCCACCCACUUUCUCUUACCCUCAUAUGACUUUGAUCAGCCGUUGCUCAACCGUCUACGAGUCACUUUCGUCUUCCUUACCGCCGUCUUUAUUGUCUCACUCAAUCUUAACUCUACUGAGAGCUUGCAAAACCAUUCGGAACCUUGAACAAGUCCAUACCCGAAUCAUCCAUAAAGGAUCUGAGCAAGACCACUUUUUGAUUACCCAAUUCAUCUCUCUCUGCAACUCUCUGUCGCCGAACAUUGCUUACGCCACUAGCGUCUUCGACCGCGUCAUCCGACCCAAUAUCUAUCUCUGGAACACGCUCAUCAAAGGAUAUUGUGAAUACUCCUCUCUGGCCGAGUCACUUUCAGUUUUAAAGCGUAUGAAACAAAGUUUGGAAGUUGUUCCUGAUAAAUAUACGUUUCCUUCUUUGAUUAAAGCUUGUUCUAAUGUGUUGGCAUUAAGAGAAGGUCAGACUGUUCAUGGGUUGAUAGUGAGGUAUGGGACCGACCGUGAUGUGUUUGUUGGGUCGAGUUUAAUUGAUUUUUAUGGCAAGUGUAGAGUGAUUGAGUGUGCUCGUAAGGUGUUUGAUGGCAUGUCUGUUAGAAAUGAGGUUUCUUGGACUGCUAUGAUUUUUGGGUAUGUCAACAUUGGCAAUUUAUUUGAAGCGAAUAAAUUGUUUGAUGAAAUGCCCCAAAGAAAUCUUGCGUCAUGGAAUGCUAUGAUCAGUGGAUUUGUUAGAUUUGGUGAUCUAAGGAGGGCUAGAAAACUGUUUUAUGAAAUGCCUGAAAGGAAUGUGGUUUCUUUCACGACGAUGAUUGAUGGUUAUGCAAAGACAGGUGACAUGGCGUCUGCCAGGUUGUUGUUUGACGAGUCCCCAGAGAAGGAUAUUUUUUCUUGGUCUGCAUUAAUAUCAGGGUAUGCACAGAAUGGACGACCUAAUGAAGCAUUGAACAUUUUUUUUGAAAUGCUGUCUAUGAAUAUCAAGCCUGACGAAUUUAUAGUGACGAGCUUAAUGUCAGCUUGCUCCCAAGUUGGUAAUUUGGAACUGGCUAAGUGGGUUGAUUCUUAUUUAAUCCAAAGCUCAUUUGAUCUUUCUCGCGCUCAUGUUGCUGCAGCUCUUAUUGACAUGAAUGCAAAGUGUGGGAGCAUGGAGAGAGCAGCAAUGUUAUUUGAGGAAAUGCCCAGACGGGACUUAAUUUCUUAUUGUUCUAUGAUACAAGGGCUGUCUAUUCACAGCCGUGGUGCUCAGGCUGUUGGUCUCUUCAGUAGGAUGCUUAAUGAGGGGCUCAUUCCUGAUGAUGUAGCCUUCACCGUCAUCCUCACAGCUUGUAGUCAUGCAGGCCUUGUUGAGGAGGGUUUGUGUUUCUUUGAUUCCAUGGUGAACGAUUACUCUUUAGUUCCUUCUCCUGAUCACUAUGCAUGUAUGGUCGAUCUUCUUGGCCGUUCAGGAAAGCUAAAAGUAGCUUAUGAGCUUAUAAAAUCAAUCCCUAUUGAACCUCAUGCUGGUGCCUGGGGUGCACUUCUUGGGGCCUGUAAGCUGCACUGCGACAUUGAAUUAGGGGAGGAGGUAGCGCGUCGACUUUUUGAGCUUGAGCCUCACAAUGCUGGUAACUAUGUGGUGCUAUCCAACAUCUACGCAGCUGCAGAUCAGUGGUUAGAUGUUUCUCUUUUGAGGAGCAAAAUGAGUGAGAGGGGGAUUAGAAAGAUACCUGGUUGCAGUUGGAUAUAGUUCAUGAACUGCGGUCUAAUGAUGCCUUUCUUUACAGAUGGCUUCGGUUCAAAAUAUUUAAGCACAUAUUGAUGGAAGGGUUCCACUAGUCUUUUGAAAUGUGUGCAAGGCAAUGUGCUCUCUUGUCUGGUGGGAAAUGCUGACAAAGAAGAUAAAUUGCUUCAACAUAUUUUACAUAUUCUUGAUGUGCAUGGAGAUGUUAUCGACCGAGUCUCAUGGAGCUAACUAUAAGUGACUAGGCCAAAAAGCCAAGUUGAACAAAGAAAAAGAAUUUAGGAAUUUCGUGCAAUUCAUUUUGUGAAUUCACACUGGUAGCAGUUGGUUGUGUGAAGUCAUGGUGGUGACUGAUUGCUUUGGCUUCUAUUUUUCCAGUUAACCUAUCAAACUUAAUUAGUCACCUGUAUAUAUGUAGUUUAUUUAUGAAAGAUGCCUUCAGGAACUUGACUAAAAAUUACUCAUGGAAAGUGCUAUAAAGACCAAAGGAAAAGU